Ostreobium quekettii is the source of this 3006-nucleotide messenger RNA. The record is from the annotation of a GenBank genome assembly. NCBI's taxonomy places the organism in Eukaryota, Viridiplantae, Chlorophyta, Ulvophyceae, Bryopsidales, Ostreobiaceae.
AUGGCGCUGUUAUUGGCGUUCGUGAUGGGGCUCCCGGCGACGGGGUGGGCGCAACAGCCCGCAGAGGGCGAAGGAGAAGCUGCGGGCGCCGAGGGCGCGCCGCAGGAAGGCGAACCAGCUGCUGACAGGGUGGAUGACAAGAUCAGCUCUCUGAUUUCGGAGCGCGUCGACGAUCAGACCAGAAAGCGCCUCAAGGAAGAGGGGCGCGUGGUGCUGAUGCCAAGCUUUGGCGAGAUCCGCAAGCGGCUCGCCGGGCAGGGGCAAUCGAGCGCGGUGAUCUACGAGGCCGAGACCCUCUAUACUCAGGGCAUCGGGCUGUUGACUGCUGGUGAGAACGAGCAGGCGCUCGAGGUCUUCCAGCGCUCUGUGGAGUUGAUGGAGGCCAACCUCUCCGACUUGCAGAACUACGAGGUGCUGGCCGACGCGCUCGCCAACCUCUCGCUCGCCUACUUCCUCUCGGGCUACGACCUCGAUGGUCGAAAGCGGAUGAAGCAGUUCGCGCACUUGCGCCCUGCGGCGACGCUCAACCCCGAAAAAUACCCCAAGGAUCUGCUCGAGGUCCUGGCCGAGGAGCAAGCCAAGGUCACAAAGGCUGGCCCCGGUAAGUUGACCAUCACCUCGAACGUCGAGGGCGCCGCUGUGUUUAUCGACGGCGUGGUCAAGGGGCAAACCCCGGCGACGGUCGAGGAUGUGGGCUUCGGUUAUCACUACCUCGUCGUGCGCGAUGGAAAGGGGGGCGUGUUCGCCUCUCAGAUCCGCGUGCGAGGGAAGGGCAAGGAGCAAACGAUCGAUGCUCAGAUCGCGAGCAGCGGUGGCGCGGUCGCAGGCGGGGAAGAGGGCGCUUCGGACGAGAUGCCCUCUUACUACGUCGAUUUGCUGACGCAGCUUCGCAAGGGCGUCUUCGACGCCAACGAACUCCAGCCAUAUUUCUCGGAGUUGGCCAAGCAGGCUGGCGCGCCUUACCUCGGUUGGGUGUUGAUGCACAAAGAUCCUGCCGGCAACUACAUCGCCACGCCAUUUGUCUGGCGCGCGAAAGACAGCAAGUUGAUCCAGGUCAAGGACACGAAGUUCAACUUCGAGCUCUCCAACCUCACGCUCGGCGUCAACCAGAUGUCCAAGGAUAUCGCCGAGGCGCUCGAGACGAUGCCCGAGGAUCAGGCGGUCGUGCAGGUCUCGCUCAAGACCACGCCAGUGGCCACGAAUACGGGGACGGGCACCGGGACUGGUACUGGUACCGGCACCGGGACUGAGAAGAAAGAUCCUGUGGUGAUCGCUGGUACGGGGACUGGAACUGAGACGGGCACCGGGACUGGCGUUGGCACGAGCACGACGCUCGAUCCUCCACCAGAGGUCACGGAGGUCGAUCGUUCGAAGCGCCGCAAGUUGAUGCGCAAUGUGGGUGAUGAUGGCGCGGAUACGUUUGUAUCUGGGAUGCCCGCGUAUCAGGACGCGGCGGUGGUUUCGGUGCGCGUCACCGAGCCGGGCGCCGGACGAAUUUUGGAGGAGGCCAACGGUGAAAUCUCGGAGCGCUCGGUGCGCAUUCCGGAUGUUCCGUUUGGCACGGGCCUUCGCCUCGAGAUGGAUAUUCUCAAUGGCGCCGGCGAGGUCCUGGCCUCUGGCGCGACGCCACAGUUCGACUUCGAUGAGACGCAGUCAUCGCGCGAGCUUCGCAUGAUGGUGAUGCCGCUCAAUUCGUUCGCGCCGGCCGGUUCGGUCGUCACGGGGCAGGAUAAUCAGCAGGCGUUUAUCCAGAGUAGGAUGGAUUACCGCUCCGCGUUCGAGCUCUCGGGAGGAGAGACUGAUAUCUGGCUCGGGAGGGUUGGGCACGCGGCGGUGCCAACGAGCGAUGGCAAGGUGCUCGUCGUCGGUGGCGCCAACGUCACACCUGGCACGGCCCCUGGCGCUAUCCCCAAGUUCGACAACGUCUACAGUGAUUUGCAGAUCUUUGAUCCGCGCACCGGUUACUUUACUGACCUGAGCUAUGAUGAAGCCAGCGAUCAGGUUCGCCCUGACGGCGCGGAUCGUCUGGUCGAUGCGCGCGCCUUCCACACGGUGACGCCUAUUGGCAACGAUCGCUUCAUCGUCUCGGGCGGUUACAACACGCUCGUCGACGUGACGCGUCCUGUGCGUUCGCUCGAGUUGAUCGACCUGAACGCCGAGCCAGGGCAGCGCGUCCAGCCAGUAACGGAUAGCACUGGCGUGAACCCGCUCCAGACGCUCGCGCCGCGUGGCUUCCACGAGUCGGUUUAUCUCGAGGACUCAGGGUUGCUGCUUAUGAUCGGCGGCAUCGGCGAGGGGAGCGAGGACAUCAUGGGUGAUAUCGAGGUCAUCGAUAUCGCCAACCAGCGCGUCCUCGACCAGCGCUUUCCGCUCAACACCGCACGCACCGAUCACCAGGCCGUCCCGCUCGCUGAUGGUUCGAUCUGGAUCAUCGGAGGCCGCAACAACGACGCGGUGCUCGGCUCGACCGAGAUCGUGACGCCCAAUGGCGGCGGUUUCGACAUCACGCCAGGGCCUGCGCUCAAGCAGGCGCGCUAUGCUUUCUCCGCGGCAAAGAUCUCGCAAGGCGAUGGCACGCGCGUGGUGGUCCUUGGCGGGUUCACCUCGCUCGAUGGCGAACCGACGGCGACCUACGAGGUCGGCGUGAAGGGGCUCGAGAGCUUCGUGUCGGGGCCGACCUGGGCGUUUGGAAUGGCGAGGGGCGGGUUGCAAGCGCUGGUGUUGCCGCAGACGCAGGAUAUCUUGUUGUUUGGUGGUCGCGAUGCUUCGAACAAUACGAUCGGGAGCGUGGAGCGCCUCCAGUUCCUCGGUCUCGACGAGCCCAACCCCUAUCAAUUGCUCGCGGCGGACAUCGGUUCGUUCGUCGUGGAUCGUCGGGAUGCGACGUUCUCGUUGAUGACGAGCGGGCAGGUUUUGGUCGUUGGAGGGGAGGGCAAGGUGCGGGAUGUAUUCGUCGCGCUCGACAGCGCCGAGCUCUACAACCCGCGCGACCCCAUCGUGCCUUGA